UUUGGUUCAACCAGUGACAGUUUUUAUUUUGGACAAAUUUUUAUCAUUCGAAAUAAAAAUAAAGAAAAUUCAAUUAAUUGUGCAGUUUUGUUUAUUGCAACUGGUGCACCAAUUGACCUAGACACACAUCGGUCUUGGCAAACGUUCAAUUAAGCAGACAACAGUUUCGUGAAACUAAUUUUUAAAUCGGGUGAGUGCUGUCCGGAAUGUCUGAACAAAAUUGUGACACGUCGCGAACACCAGCCAACAAAAACCCUCUUUUAAGCGCCUCGGUGACAGGUUUAACGUUCGACGACUUCACAAACAAAGCAAUAAUUCUGCCAGCUGCUGCACUUCCGCCGAAACUACCGGAUCCGAAAGAGACAGAGCCUACAAAACCAGUCAUAUUUGGAACCGAACCGGCAAUUUUAGACACCGAAAGUUUCAGCGAAAUAAGUUUAGAUCAACCGUCUGACCAAGAAUCGUAUCCAUCACUUGCUAAUCCGUUGCAAGACGACCAAUUCGGCACAGAUUACUCGAAACCAUUUAAUCCAUUGACGCAGGCAACACAAUUGACAGCUUCCUUAUCGCAAUUGCCAAGUGUAGCAUCAUCGGUUUUCUCGUCAUUUUCGAACAUUUUGAGAGGAACUUCUCCAACGCCAAAUAUAUCAACCGAGCAGCAGCAACCGCAACAGCAUAUCGAUCCGUAUAAUGCUCCACCAGUUCCGACACUCGGCAACGUUCCAUUCGUAAAUAGUAGUCUAGCGUAUCCAAGUGAAGAACCUGCGGUGCCACCUGUCAUUCCAACAUUUUACUCGCCUACUGAUCCGGCAUUUCCACCACCAGCUCCAACAUUAUCGCCACCACCGGCCAAUACUUCAUCUGGUAAUGCGUAUCGUCUUACUACGAAGAGAAAAACUUAUGCUCCUGCACCUGGCUUAACAUAUCAAGACAAUCAACCCGUUGCAAGUGCAUUUCCAUCAUAUGCACCACCUUUGCCGAAUCCAAUUAACGAACCGAAUUUCUCGGCAAAUCAAUCGACAUCCUACGAAAACACCGCAGUGAAUCAGCCGCAGCCGCCAUCCCAAACCAACAAGUUUUCUCUCACAUCGUUCUUUUCGACACCAUUGCUAGAGAAAAUAACUGGAUCUGGUGUGAGUCACAACCAAGAAACACCGGCAUCUAGUGUACCCGACGUUUAUGCUGUUCCGUCGAUAAAUCCACCAGCUCCAGCCACUACUAUAAAUCCAGGAUUGUUCGAUACACAUCCACCAGCUCCAGUCACUACUAUAAAUCCAGGAUUGUUUGAUACACAUCCACCAGUCACUACUGUAAAUCCAGGAUUGUUUGAUACACAUCCACCAGCUCCAGUCACUACUAUAAAUCCAGGAUUGUUUAAUACACAUCCACCAGUAUUUAAUGCACAUCCGCCGUUGUCAGAAAAUAUACCAACAUAUUCUCCACAGCAGCAAACGUAUCAGCCCACACCCCCAUUAAGUACGCCAUUAUUUUUCAAUCCGGCUCAACAAACAAGUUUACCUGCAGUCAACCAAACGCAAUCUAGUGCGUACGGUACACCUGAACCUGUCUCCAAUAUUUCAUCGAUUCCUCCGUCAUCAAUUCCGCCUUCUGGAAACGUAAGCAGUUACCGACUUCGAGGAAAGCCCCACUAUAAAAAUCCUUUGUCGUCAGCAACUACAAGUGCACCCAUUGUAACUCCAUUUUUUCAAGCGACGCCGAAUCCCGCAAUAACUUCCGAGAUAUUUAAUCCAGGAAACAUUGCGGCUACUGAAACUCCAGAUCAAUCUUCGCAGUCAAGUGGUUUUUCACAUCCACCACCGUCCAACGUCGGUUUCUUUAAUCAGCUGCGAAGUGUGCCAGUUGAACCGAAAGCACCAAUAACUUCCGAGAUAUUGAAUCCAGUGAACAUUGCGGCUACUGAAACUCCGGAUCAAGCUUCGCAGCCAAGUGGUUUUUCACAUCCACCACCGUCCAACGUCGGUUUCUUUAAUCAGCCGCGAAGUGUGCCAGUUGAACCGAAAGCACCAAUAACUUCCGAGAUAUUUAAUCCAGUAAACAUUGCGGCUACUGAAACUCCGGAUCAAGCUUCGCAGUCAAGUGGUUUUUCACAUCCUCCACCGUCCAACGUCGGUUUCUUUAAUCAGCCACCAAGUGUGCCAGUUGAACCAAAAGCAGCUAACGUAACUUUCUUUAAUCAACCGGAAAGUCUACCCGUGGAGCCGAACGUACCACUAUUCAAUCCAUUCAAUCCGAAUAGUUCUGGAAACACGCACUCUUUCGAUUCAUUUGGAACAGGAAAUGUGCAACAGCCUUCCAUUCUAGCUCAAACACAAGGAAUCGAUGUACAGCAACCUGUUCUAAGCCAACAACCAUUUCAAAUUGAACAACAACAACAGUUUCAGCAUUUUCAAGUACCAGCCGAACAUCAACAAAGUCAAUCACAGCCUGUUCAACAGCACCAACCGUUUCUAUUACAACCUUUCCAACAAGAGCCAAGCCAAAUACUGACUGAGCAGCAAGUCCAGACACAAUCAGUUGAAACCUCACCAGUCCAAGAGACAAAUCUUGAAAAUCAGACGCAUUCGGAUCUUCCAUUAGACCAAGCACACUUGACGACAAGUCCUCAAUCAUUGCAGACAAAUCUAUUUCAACAAUUUGAGGCAGCCAAAGAAUCUGAUCGACUGAUUCCAACGCAAUUUCAAGUUCCAUCUGAACAAUCAGAAAUCGAACAACAGGUCACUUCACUACAACCACAACCUUUCGCCAAUCCGUUUGCAGUGCCAACACCAACACCUCCAUCUCAUAGCAGCGACCAACAAUCGAAUUUUCCUUCGGACCUAUUCACACCAUUCCAAGCGCAAAAUCAAACACCGAGUUUUUACCCCCCGCAGACUGCAAGCGCUGAAUCAGUUGACAAUCAAUAUUUGCAGGAAGAAGUUAGCACCGCUGGUGAAAACACUUUCCAACCGCAAUUUACGGAGGAGAUUUUGGAUAACACUCAGGCCCAGUUCACUGACCUCAAUUUGAAAUCACAAGACAUUGCAGCUGAAACGAAUUUCUUUGGUCCGGUGGAAUCGCAACAAGACGACAAUAAAGCCGAAGGUUUGAUUCAUCAAACAGACACUACCAGCACUGACAGUAAGACAUCCACAACUUUUGACAAUUUCUUCGGCUCUCAGACGACGCAGCAAUCAGCGAUUACAGCAUAUCCACAACAAGGUCAAUCAGAGCCUAUUCCUACGUCAACUUUAGCAAGUUCAUUCUUUACAACGCAGACAAAUCCGUCACCUGCAGACUGGUUCAAUUCACCAAAAACCGUAGAACCGUCGACCAAUCGAUUCGAAGACGAUAUUAAUCGGAAUCCACAACAGCCAACCGAAAGGGAAACCCUCGACGCGAGCAGUUUCUUCGCUACCAAUAACAACAAUCAAAUAUCGUCGCCACCGAAUUAUUUCCAAAUUCAGAAUUUCUUCAACAAUCCCCCACUGAUUGCCGAUUCCAAGGAACAAGACAGCAAUUUCAAUUUCAUCGAAAAUAAUUUGAUAAACAAACGUUUGCACAAUUUGACGCAUCACAAAGGAUCGACGGAAACGGACGGUGGGUCAAUUUCAUCAAAUAUAGUUGAGCCUCCGUCAUCGGCUCAGUCAGAAUUUUCGGAAUUUGCCGAAGUCAAUCCGGAAACGAGUCAAAGUGAUGAAUACUUAGGUGAACAACAGUUUCCAGUUGAUUCACCAAACAUUGCAACAAUGGCCAAUACAUCAGAUCAAUCGAAUGGUGGUCCUGCUGCUGCCGAACUGACAAAUGUCGUAUAUCGGCCAGUGUACAAACAUUGGUUCUUCAUAAAAAAGACUUCGGAUCAAAAACCAACAUGGACACCAUUCCCAAUGAACGAUUCACUGAAUCUAGAAGAAGCAUUCACAUCCAAUUCAAACCAAUGCAUUACGACAAAUGGGGGACGUUACGAUGUUAACAUUGAGGAGCGUACGCGAACGCCGGUCUACUGGAACGGUGCUUCUGAUGAGGUGCGUCGAUGCUCAUGGUUUUAUAAGGGAACUGAUUCACGCUUGGUACCAUAUGAAGAAAAUGUGGCGGAUUUACUGGAAGAGGAAUAUCGACUGACAUCGCAAUCCGGCGAAUGGAAUCGAAAAAUUGUUAUACCAAGCGGUGAAAUUGUCAUGUUUCAAGCUCCCAGCAUAAUGGUUCAUUUUCUUGCUGCACAGACGCCUGAUUUAUGGCCGAAUGCAUCAGUGCCGCCAACCGCUAAUCGGCCUCGAGUCGUCAAACGUGGUGUCGACGAAUUUAAUAUUGAAGACGGUGAACCAGAACAAAUAAAUCACUUGCUGUUCAUGGUCCACGGAAUCGGUGCUGGAUGUGAUCUGAAAUUUCGAUCGGUUGAGGAAGUUGUGGAAGAUUUCCGAUCGAUUGCCAUGCAAUUGACACAAUCACAUUACCGCAGUUCGUGCGAUCGAGGUGAAGUUGGUCGCAUUGAAGUUUUACCCGUAUCCUGGCACAGUGAAUUACAUUCGGAGGAGUCUGGUAUUGACGAGAAACUGAAAGCUAUCACGCUUGAGUCCAUACCAAAAUUACGAACAUUUACAAAUGACACACUACUAGACAUAUUGUUCUAUAGCAGUCCCGUGUUUUGUCAGAAAAUUAUGGACACAGUGGCUGGCACGAUAAACAGAAUGUACAUAAAAUAUUGCGAACGAAAUCCCAAUUUCAAGGGCAACGUCUCACUGGCUGGCCAUUCAUUGGGUUCGUUGAUUCUCUUCGAUUUAUUGCAAAAUCAACGAAACUCUCAGUGUUCCGACAAUCAAAUGGAUGUUGAUCGUUUGUCGCCAGCAGAGUGUAGCGAUGAAGGAGCAACGGGGGUUCGGUCACACAAACCGUUGUCGCGAACGAAAUCGAAGAAGAUUAAUUACACAAUUGGUCCAGCUGGUACGGGCCAACCAUUUAUUAAUUAUCCGCAGUUAGUAUUUCAUCCUAAGAAAUUUUUUGCGCUUGGAUCGCCUAUUGGAAUGUUUGUUACUGUCCGAGGUAUCGACAAUCUCGGCCUGGACUACAAACUCCCAACAACUGACGGUUUCUACAACAUAUUUCACCCGUACGAUCCCGUCGCUUAUCGAAUUGAAGCACUCGUCAACAGUGAACUGAUACCGGUACGGCCGGUUCUAAUCCCACACCACAAAGGUAGAAAACGAAUGCAUUUGGAAUUGCGUGAAACAAUGGCUCGGGUCGGUGCGGACAUAAAACAGAAAAUUGUCGACACAUUUAAGUCGGUGUACAAUUUUGCGUCAUUGCAAAAACCGAAUGAUCCGAAAUCACUGCAACAAGAAGUUGAUAAGGUGUUGGAACAACAACUGUCCUUGGAGACGUCGCAAGUUCAACGAACUCGAGCUUGUAGUACGUCAACAACAUCGAGCGAUGACAAUGGAGACGUUGAAUUCUCUUUGGGAAUGCUGAACGAAGGCAAACGCGUCGACUAUGUGCUACAGGAAGCACCGCUAGAAUUCUUCAACGAGUACCUUUUUGCCUUGACCAGUCACGUCUGUUACUGGGAUUCAGCUGACACAAUUCUAUUUAUUGUCAAGGAGAUAUACACGUCGCUGGGUAUGCAAACGGAUAAUCAAAUACCACAGCAAUCAAUGACGAUUGAACGGCCUAUUUCAACUCCAUCAGCAUCGCCUGCACCCGCUGAUUCGUGAGCUUGUCAAGUUUUUUUUUAUAUUUUAAAUUGCUUGCUGAUGUGCUGAUGGGAUCAUUGGGGACGUUAAAGUUGUUAAAUAGUUUUUCUAACUGGUCGGACAUAAUAUUAUAAGAAAUUAGACAAAAUUAUUUUCUGUUAAAAUUACAAAUAUUUUGAUAAAUGAAUAAAAAAGAGACCUAAUUGAA
This is a messenger RNA of Bradysia coprophila, 5892 nucleotides long. It is a transcript of the gene PAPLA1, whose product is annotated as Phosphatidic Acid Phospholipase A1. Gene Ontology annotation, molecular function: glycerophospholipase activity; metal ion binding. Gene Ontology annotation, cellular component: COPII-coated ER to Golgi transport vesicle; cytoplasm. NCBI's taxonomy places the organism in Eukaryota, Metazoa, Arthropoda, Insecta, Diptera, Sciaridae. The record is from RefSeq and is a predicted model, not a curated record.